Diospyros lotus (date-plum) is the source of this 1669-nucleotide messenger RNA. RefSeq names its product serine/threonine-protein phosphatase PP1. Gene Ontology annotation, molecular function: protein serine/threonine phosphatase activity. The coding region runs from base 324 to 1277 and encodes 317 amino acids. Gene Ontology annotation, cellular component: nucleus; cytoplasm. The transcript is spliced from 4 exons. Lineage: Eukaryota; Viridiplantae; Streptophyta; Magnoliopsida; Ericales; Ebenaceae. The record is from RefSeq and is a predicted model, not a curated record.
ACUGCUGCGAUACAUCCCUCCGUGGUCUUGCAACUCCGAGAAAGAGAGAGAGCCGCCGUUACUCUGCCGUUACUGGAAGCUCUGAAUGCCGACGCCGUCUGAGGCUUGUCACGUAACGUAAUACCGAAGAUGGACGGAGAAAGCGACGCUUUUUCGCUAUAUCGAUUUCUGUCAAUUUAUCGGCUCUGAUAUUUUCUCCGUGAAAAUCGCUUUUGUUAAAGCUUAUUCCCUUGUUUUUAUCGUUGUCUUGUUUUAGUUGUUAUCGAUUAGAGAAUUGUUAGAUAUAUAGGCAGAGGCUAGGGUUUUGAUUUGAACCGGCGGCGAUGGAUGAGGCGCUGUUGGACGACAUAAUUCGUCGGCUUCUUGACGCGAGGAACGGGCGCGUGGCGAAGCAGGUGCAUCUUACGGAGGCGGAGAUUCGGCCGCUCUGUGCCGCUUCUAAAGAAAUCUUUCUCAGCCAGCCUAAUCUUCUCGAGCUUGAAGCUCCAAUAAAAAUUUGUGGAGAUGUUCAUGGUCAGUUUUCUGAUCUUCUACGACUGUUCGAGUAUGGGGGCUACCCACCUGAAGCAAAUUAUUUAUUUUUGGGGGACUAUGUGGACCGUGGUAAGCAGAGCAUAGAAACAAUAUGCCUUCUCCUUGCAUACAAGAUCAAAUACAAGGAAAACUUUUUCCUUCUCAGGGGUAACCAUGAAUGUGCAUCCAUUAACCGUAUAUAUGGGUUUUAUGACGAGUGUAAAAGGAGGUUUAACAUCCGUCUUUGGAAGACGUUUACUGAUUGCUUUAACUGCUUGCCUGUUGCUGCUCUUAUUGAUGAGAAGAUUCUCUGCAUGCAUGGUGGACUAUCCCCCGACUUAAAAAACUUGGAUCAAAUCAGGAACAUAGCCCGUCCUGUUGAUGUGCCAGAUCAGGGCCUUCUCUGCGACCUUUUGUGGGCUGACCCUGAUAAAGAUAUUGAAGGAUGGGGAGAGAAUGACAGGGGUGUGUCAUAUACAUUUGGGGCUGACAAAGUUUCUGAAUUCCUUCAGAAGCAUGACCUUGAUCUCAUUUGCCGAGCUCACCAGGUGGUUGAAGAUGGCUAUGAAUUUUUUGCUAAACGGCAGCUUGUCACCAUAUUCUCAGCGCCCAAUUACUGUGGUGAGUUUGACAAUGCAGGUGCAAUGAUGAGCGUGGAUGAUACACUUACAUGUUCCUUUCAGAUUCUUAAACCUUCAGAGAAGAAAGGGAAAAUGGGAUUGCUGAGACCGGGAACACCGCCACACAAGGGAGGGAAAGGUUAAACGGUUGAUUCACCCCCACCACUUGCCGAUAUGAUCAGAAGAGAAUAGCUGAUCGGCCAGCAUGUUUGAUGGGUGCGUAAUGUUGGACUGCUAUCUGAUGUAUAUUCUGACAGCUAUGGGGGUUUUCGUAUCCGCAAAGUUGAUCGGUCAGGUGUGCCGUCUUUUAGAUCAAUGGAGGACAUGACUAAUUUGAAGCCCGCCAGUAACUUGCAUUGCUGGGAAAGCCAAAGACAAAGACCCCACUGUUAAAUAUCAAGUUAGGUUUCUGGAUCAUCUUGUUUGUAAGAUGAAAAUAGUCUUCAUUAGGUUAAAACUGGCUCCCCGUGCGGUCGGAAUCUGUCUUUUGAUGAUGUUUCCGUUUUCUGUUGAACUCCUUUAUUUCUGGUGCUUCA